This is a messenger RNA of Aspergillus campestris IBT 28561, 1236 nucleotides long. Its product is annotated as SMP-30/gluconolactonase/LRE family protein. NCBI's taxonomy places the organism in Eukaryota, Fungi, Ascomycota, Eurotiomycetes, Eurotiales, Aspergillaceae. The record is from RefSeq and is a predicted model, not a curated record. The transcript is spliced from 4 exons. Bases 1 to 1236 code for a protein of 411 amino acids.
AUGAAUUUCGCUUCUGUGGUGAAGGGUAGCCUUCUUAUAGGGCUGGCCGCCGCCCAAACAGGAGUCACCGGCCCCAUUGCCGAAAAAUGCGGCCCUUCGGUCGUAUGCGUCAACAAGUAUGGGAAUAUUCUCCCUGAUCACUUCUAUCGCAAUGUAUCCACCAUGGAAGCCGUGACAACAUUCGGCGACACGACCGUAGCCAACGGGACGCACCUAGACAGCAUCAAGACCGCCGAUUUCAUCGUCUACGAUCGCGAACGUGGACUCGACAUACUGGGUCCCAAACCCAGCUACGAGUUCGUCUUCCGCGUCAACGAAGCCGUCCACGAAGCACCGGUCUACGUCGAGUCCCAAAGCAAACUGUACCUGUCGCAGCUUGCGCCGCCGACGGGCUAUCUGCCCCAGCUCGUGGUAGACUUGAACCACGACCCGCCGACUCUGUCGGAGUUCCUCUCCGACCCGCCCGUGUAUGCGCCUAACGGCGGGACAUUCCACGACGGGAAGAUCGUGUGGGGCGCGUCGGGUGGAAACCGGUCGAUUGGCGGCACUGAGCAGCGGGUGUCGCUGAGGACGUUGGAUCCGAAGACGGGGAAGACUGCCAUGCUGGUUAAUAAUUACUUCGGAUAUUAUUUUAACACGAUUGAUGACGUGGCGGUUCAUCCGAAGACUGGGGAUAUCUGGUUUACUGACCCUCAAUACUCAUGGUUCAAUGACCUCACCGACACUCCUCCUCAACUUCCAAGUGCUAGCUACAGAUUCAACGCGUCCUCAGGUGCGGUCAUCGUGGUCGACGAUAGCAUUGGGCAACCUAAUGGCAUUGCGUUCACCCCCGAUGGCUCGACUGUGUACAUCAGCGAUACAGCUGCGGUGAGCGCACCGGUUGAUCCGAAAUACGGCCACCCCGGAGGGUCUUACAAUACCACUCACCGAAGAACGAUCUACGCCUUUAACGUUAGUGAAGAUGGAACAAAAGCCUCUAACAGACGCCCCCUCUAUCUGUCUCCCGGCUUCGUGCCUGACGGGUUGAAGGUGGCUCAGAAUGGGUAUAUCCUCACUGGGGCUGGAAUGGGGGUCGAUGUGCUCGAUCCGUCUGGUCAGCUGCUUUUGACGAUCCAGACCAAUUAUACUGUGCAGAACUUUGCGUGGACUGGGCCUGAGUACAAGACACUGUGGCUGAUGGGAAAUGGGGGGAUUAGCAAGGUUGAGUGGGAACUUGCUGGUCAACGGUUGACUUAA